Molecule: messenger RNA, 3906 nt
Organism: Cyprinodon tularosa
Lineage: Eukaryota; Metazoa; Chordata; Actinopteri; Cyprinodontiformes; Cyprinodontidae
Gene: htr4
Product: 5-hydroxytryptamine receptor 4
Exons: 8
Coding region: 599-1819 (406 amino acids)
Biological process (GO): regulation of appetite; adenylate cyclase-activating adrenergic receptor signaling pathway; chemical synaptic transmission
Cellular component (GO): plasma membrane
Molecular function (GO): G protein-coupled serotonin receptor activity
Source: RefSeq, a predicted model, not a curated record
CGAGGGCGAGUUAGUGCUUCCGUUACUCCGAGGGUAAAGAAAGGAGGAGGGAUUUGACCGGAGCAGUGUGUCUGCUGUGAGUUCACAAGCGGAACAGCGCCAACUCCUCUGCUGCGCACAGUCUGGACACAACUCCCGCCACCUUUAAAAAACUGCAAGGUUUUAUUUUCUGCGCUCUGCUUUUUACAGUGUUCUUGUCCUCUUAGUCCCCGGCGGCGCGCUCUUCGGCUCGCCGGCUUUUUGCGCACGGACGCGUGUCCAAAUUCCGCCACUGGUCACCGCUGCGCUGCGCUGCGCUCCUUUCACUCAGCUUAGCUACUCCCGAGCAUUAGUUGCAGCUCAAAAAUAUUUAUCUCUCUUUAAUUUUGUUUCUUUUUUGUCGCUGGACUAAAGAGCUGUGAUAUUUUUUCUCAUGGGUAUUUAGUGUCGUGACACGCUUUCAGGAGUCGGCGCCUCCACAGAGAAAUGAUUUCUCACCGACCAACAUCCCAGAAGUUUAUCAGGCUGCCUGAGGCAUAGAUUAAUAUGUGCUCCCCGUGAGUUUGAAGAAAGCAAUCAAACCUCUUUGCACAAAGGAACUCUCUGCAUUUAUGGUUACAUGAAUGUCAGCGCUGAAGGCCAGAUGCCGGUGAUGGAAGAGCUUGUCAGUGAGAGUGACAGCAUGCCAAAGCGGAUGGCUCUCAUCUGCUUCCUGUCUCUGGUCAUGCUCAUGAGUGUCUUGGGAAACCUGCUGGUCAUGGUGGCCGUCUGCAAGGACAGACAACUCAGGAAAAUAAAGACCAACUAUUUCAUAGUGUCGCUGGCAUUUGCUGACUUGCUUGUGUCAGUGCUCGUGAUGCCAUUUGGUGCCAUUGAGCUGGUCCACCAGCACUGGAUCUACGGCGAGACUUUCUGCCUGGUUCGGACGUCGCUGGAUGUUCUUCUGACCACCGCAUCUAUACUGCACCUAUGCUGCAUCGCUUUAGACAGGUACUAUGCUAUUUGCUGCAAGCCCCUGGUCUAUCGGAACAAAAUGACACCCAUGCGAGUGGCUUUAAUGAUUGGUGGCUGCUGGGUCAUCCCCACUUUCAUCUCUUUCCUUCCCAUCAUGCAGGGCUGGAACAGCAUCGGCAUCGACCAACUGAUUAAGGAGAGGCGCCACAACGAAAGCAGCAACUCCACAUCUUGUGUUUUCAUGGUUAACAAACCAUACGCCCUCACCUGCUCUUCGGUGGCCUUCUACAUCCCUCUGGUCCUCAUGGUGCUGGCUUACCAGAGGAUCUACAUCACAGCUCGAGCCCACGCCCUGCAGAUCAGCAUGCUACAGAGAGCAGGUGGGGCUGGCGCUUGCACUCCUGGUACCUCAGGUUCCAGCCCAGGAGUGGGUGCGUCGUCAGAGUCUGCUGACCAUCAACGCAACCACCGUAUGCGGACAGAAACAAAAGCAGCAAAGACUCUAUGCAUCAUUAUGGGAUGUUUUUGCCUCUGUUGGGCUCCGUUUUUUGUCACCAAUGUGGUGGAUCCAUUUAUAGGCUAUACAGUUCCUGAACAGCUGUGGACCGCCUGCCUGUGGCUGGGUUACAUAAACUCCAUGCUGAACCCCAUUCUCUACGCCUUCCUCAACAAAUCCUUCCGCCGUGCCUUCCUCAUCAUCUUAUGUUGUGGGAGGAAGAGGUAUCGCAGGCCGUCCAUUAUGACAUCUGCCACUACUUGCACAGCCACACAGAUCAACGGUUCAACACAUGUACUCAAGUAUUCUGUUCUUCACAAUGGAAAUCACAAAGAGCAGAAGAAAAAGUCUCUGCACGCAAACAUUGGCUCCCGCGAGUCCUGCUUGUGACCAUCGCGACCUCACAGUCACAACUCCAAUGGCUUCGGCUCUCACAGUGUCACCGCAGUGCUGGAGGGAACACCGCAGCCUUCGCACAUCCAGAGCGGGACAGCAGACUGGGUCCAAGGAUGGACUGUAGUGAUCCAGAGGAAGACCAGGGCUUCACCACUGAAUAGAAAGCUCAGUCAAAACUCAACCUGCUGGUUAAUGUGUUAGUUUACUCAUCUACAGGACCGCAGAGACUGAGCUGGCCCAAACCAACUCUGCGUUCAUCUUGUAUCGUGUACAAGCAGCAACUGUGGUGUAGUGUGUGGGAGAAUCGCUCAGCUGAUGUGAUAAUUAACAGUGCUGGGGAGUCGUAAAAGUGAAGUACAUUGCCAAAGUGAUUUUCAUACAUAUACAGUGGACUUGUAUCUGAUCAUUAUAUGAUGCUCUCCGUUGUUUUAUAGUAACAAAUAAUCUGAAAGAUCAACUUUAGAUUUGAAGAGGUUGUUCCUUUAUAUAUGACCUUCUAGGUUGGGUGAAAUGAGCUUCAGAAGCAAGAAGAAAUAAGCUCAGACCAUUUUUUGUUGUUUUUGCUAAACAUCACUUAGACAUUACAUGUGUUAGACUUACCUGAAAAGAAACAGUUUUUCUCUGAGGUCAAAGCUCUCCAGCUUUGCUUAAUCCUCAAGAUAAAAGGAAAGCACAGCUUCCUAGACUAAAUUAAAUCCUUGACCUGAACUGUCCAAGUGCAUUAUCUUAAGGCUGCUUGCUCCCACUCGCGCGUUCAUCACUUCCUACACUCCAUCUGAAUGUUUUAGGUUUCACUGCAAUAAGUGAAGAGGACCACAGCCCAUGAAAGCUGCUCAUGAAUGAUUCAACAAAUUUUCGAAUGAUGUCCGAGCACUGUGUGCUUGUUCUUGUUGUGUGAUUACAUUUGAAGUUCCUUUGCUGGUUUGUUUGUCUCUUGAGAUGCUUGAGUGCGUUUCAGGUGUGCAUACACCUCCUUUAAUGUGAUCCAUGUGUAUGUAUGAGACUUUCCUUCUCCGUCGUCAAUGUGUUGCUCCAGCUAGCAUUUACUCCCCGGGUCUGUGCUCCUUGUGGAGGUUAAGAUAAGGAAUGUACUGGAGGACAAACUUCCAUGUCUUUUUUUUUUAAGAAAAUGGAAUGCUACGAGCAAAAUGUUUUCUUCAACUCCUAAUACAAAUUUGUCCUUUUUAAAAAAAAAAACAGUUGUAGGCUUUUUUUUCUUCUUGUUUUAUGUUUUACCACUUACUUUAUAAUGCCAUGGUUUUAGGGUGUUGUUUUUUUUUCUCCCAAAAGGUAAUUCAAAUGCAUAUGGAAGCAAUAUCUCACAACUUGUUCAGGCACUAUUUGCACCCAGUCGUUUCUGUGGCUUAAUUGCAGAAAAUUGUGGAUAAGCUUGCACAUCUCUAUACAUUUAGGUUUUCUAAAGAUAAGUUAUAAAUAGUUUUUUUUGUUUGUUUUUUUUACUAAAUCUACAACAUUAAUACCUUCUGAACAUUUGACACAUUUGGUUCUUUUACAAACACAAAGACCUCAGUUAAUUACAUUUACAUGUAGAAUUUAAGUCCUUUUUCAAAUGCAUAUUUGCAAACUAUUAAAAAAAAGAACACAUACCAGAGUCUGCGCACUUAGUAUGCACAACUUUCCCUUGCUUUUUUAUUAUAAAUUCUAAUUAUGCUGUGUGUGACCAAUAUGACAAAUUGUGAAAACUUCAACGGUAAGAAAGCAUUUUAAAGUUCCCUCCUGUACAUUUGGCUCUUUAGAAAACAUGGAAAUAAUUAGUUGUUGUACAUUAUUUGUGAAGGAAUGCGGAACCAUCCAUCCAUUUUCCGUCACGCUUAUCCCAAGCAGGAUCGUGGGGGGUGCUGGUGCCUAUCUGCAUCUAUCUACGGGCGAGAGGCAGGAUACACCCUGGACAGGUCGCCAGUCCAUGACAGCACUGCGGAACCGUUGAUGGGAAAAUGCUUUCUGAGUGGUUACCAACCACAGAGGCAGUCGUUUAGAGGAGCUUAGAAAUGCAUCAAUGUAGUAGGAAGACGACGAAGAGUAUUAAGAAGAAGGAAGAAUAAACUUUUUUCUGCAAAAUA